Molecule: messenger RNA, 2045 nt
Organism: Mandrillus leucophaeus (drill)
Lineage: Eukaryota; Metazoa; Chordata; Mammalia; Primates; Cercopithecidae
Product: probable ATP-dependent DNA helicase HFM1
Exons: 11
Coding region: 73-1488 (471 amino acids)
Molecular function (GO): nucleic acid binding; ATP binding
Source: RefSeq, a predicted model, not a curated record
CCGCAGGGAGUCCUGUGAGGACUGGGCCGGACGCCCGCGGAAAAGAUUUAUGACAAAGUCCAGUUUUCAACAAUGCUGAAAUCAAAUGAUUGCUUGUUUUCUUUGGAUAAUUUGUUUUUUGAAAAACCAGAUGAAGUUGAAAACCAUCCAGAUAAUGAAAAGUCAUUGGAUUGGUUUCUCCCUCCUGCUCCAUUGAUUUCAGAAAUUCCAGAUACUCAGGAGUUAGAGGAAGAAUUAGAAAGUCAUAAACUGUUAGGUCAGGAAAAGAGGCCAAAAAUGUUAACAUCAAAUUUAAAGAUAACUAAUGAAGGCACGAAUUAUAUUUCACCAACACAAAAAUUCCAAUUUGCCUUUCCUUCUGAUAAAUAUGAACAGGAUGAUUUAAAUUUAGAAGGGGUAGGUAAAAAUGACUUAUCACAUGUUGCUGGCAAGCUGACAUAUGGUUCUCAGAAGUAUAAAAAUCACAUUGGCACUGAGAUAGCACCUGAGAGGAGUGUUCCUGAUGAUACAAAAUUAGUUAAUUUUGCAGAAGAUAAAGGAGAGAACACAUCAGUGUUCCGGAAAAGAUUAUUUAAAAUAUCUGACAAUAUACAUAGGAGUGCUUAUUCCAAUGACAGUGAAUUGGACUCUCACAUUGGCUCAGUGAAAAUUGUACAAACAGAAAUGAACAAAGGGAAAUCAAGGAACUAUAGCAGUAGUAAGCAGAAAUUUCAAUAUUCUGCAAAUGUGUUUACAGCAAAUAAUGCUUUUUCUGCUUCUGAAAUCAGAGAAGGCAUGUUCAAAGCACCAUCUUUUCCAGUUGCUUUCCAGCCUCAUGAUAUUCAAGAGGUAACAGAAAAUUGUUUAGGUUCCUUGAAGGCUGUCACAGAAAUUCCGGCAAAAUUUAGAAGUAUUUUCAAAGAAUUUCCAUAUUUCAACUAUAUACAGUCCAAAGCCUUUGAUGAUCUUCUUUACACAGAUAGGAAUUUUGUGAUUUGUGCUCCAACUGGUUCUGGAAAAACUGUAGUGUUUGAACUAGCUAUAACAAGAUUGUUAAUGGAAGUACCAUUGCCAUGGUUGAAUAUUAAAAUUGUUUACAUGGCACCAAUAAAAGCCUUGUGUAGUCAGCGUUUUGGUGACUGGAAAGAAAAAUUUGGACCAAUAGGAUUGAAUUGUAAAGAACUUACCGGAGAUACAGUAAUGGAUGACCUAUUUGAGAUUCAGCAUGCCCAUAUUAUUAUGACAACUCCUGAAAAAUGGGAUAGCAUGACUAGGAAAUGGAGAGACAACUCUUUGGUUCAACUGGUUCGACUGUUUCUCAUUGAUGAGGUACAUAUUGUAAAAGAUGAAAAUCGUGGUCCAACUCUUGAAGUUGUAGUCAGCAGAAUGAAAACUGUACAGUCUGUGUCUCAGACUUUAAAAAAUACCAGCACUGUUAUUCCAAUGCGAUUUGUAGCUGUAUCUGCAACAAUUCCAAAUGCUGAGGAUGUGAGUUACAAUUUUAGCUGAGCUCUUAGGUUUUUUAUGACUUAUGACAUAUUUAGUUAUUUUGAUCUUAGAGAAAAGUGAAUUUUUUUGUACUUUGCUUUAAUAGGAAAGUAUGUUGUAGAAAGUUGUGGCUAGAUCUCAUAAAUAUGACAGUAUUAAGGCCAUAAAAUUUGGUUAAUCAAGUUUAAUAAAAUAUUUUUUGUGGACAUGUGGACAUCUCUUGUUUGCUAGUAUCUAAAAGUCUUAGUUUCAUGGGUCUCAGGUGCCUCAUAAUAACUUCACUAAUAAUAUGUGAUGGUUGUUGUAACUAGCUGACUCUAAUUGUAUAGCGAAGUAUGGUGGAGAAUAAAAAUAAUUGCUUAGAUGAUUACCACUUGCUCCUCAAUUCUGUAUGCUUGGCAUUGUGGUAAGCACUAACAAUAGAUGCAAAAGUGAAAAUACGUGGACUCCAUCCUUGAGGAGGAUCUCAUGGUUAAUGAGGUACAUGGACAUGUAAAGAAAUAAUAAUAUGCCAUAUUGUCCUUUCCAUAAUGAAUAUAUGACUUAAUUUUUUCUUCAAUUUUUAAGUAAACGUCUUG